Messenger RNA from Phodopus roborovskii (desert hamster), 2588 nucleotides. RefSeq names its product microtubule associated protein tau (gene Mapt). The record is from RefSeq and is a predicted model, not a curated record. Gene Ontology annotation, molecular function: microtubule binding. Gene Ontology annotation, cellular component: neuron projection. The coding region runs from base 171 to 2375 and encodes 734 amino acids. The transcript has 14 exons. Gene Ontology annotation, biological process: neuron projection development; microtubule cytoskeleton organization. NCBI's taxonomy places the organism in Eukaryota, Metazoa, Chordata, Mammalia, Rodentia, Cricetidae.
CCUCCACCACCCACCAGCUCCAGCUCCAGCUCCGGCUCCAGCAGCAGCGCCGCCGCCACCGCCCACCUUCUGCCGCCGCCGCCGCCGCCGCCGCCGCCGUCACAGCCACCUUCUCUUCUGCUGUCCUCUUCUGUCCUCGCCUUCUGUCGAUCAUCAGGCUUUGAACCAGUAUGACUGAACCCCGCCAGGAGUUUGAUACAAUGGAAGAUCAUGCUGAGGGCUAUACUAUGCUCCAAGACCAAGAAGGAGACAUGGGCCAUGGCUUAAAAGAGUCUCCCCCACAGCGCCCUGCCGAUGAUGGAUCGGAGGAACCAGGGUCGGAGACCUCUGAUGCUAAGAGCACUCCAACUGCUGAAGCUGAAGAAGCAGGCAUUGGAGAUACCCCCAACCUGGAGGACCAAGCUGCUGGGCACGUGACUCAAGAGCCACAGAAGGUCGAAAUUUUCCCAGAAAGUUUGCUUGGAGAGCCAGGGCGCCAUGAAAGCCAGGCUCCAGACUCAGGGAUCUCAGAUUGGAUCUGCCAGCCGGUGCCUGACGUGUCUGGGGCUCCCUUCCUCCUGCCACAAGGCCUCAGAGAGGCUACGUGCCAACCUUCAGGGACAAGACCUGAGGAUGUGGAGAGAAGCCACCCAGCCUCUGGGCUGCUGCAGCAAGAGUCACCUCAGAAGGAGGGAUGGGGCAAAGGCAGGCUGGGGAGUGAGGAGGAAGAGGAAGAAGGCCUUGACAUGGAUGAGUCAUCCCAGGACUCCCCUCCUUCCCAGGCACCCCUGGCCCCUGGUAGCGCUGCCCCUCAGGCUGUCUCCAGGGAAACCAUUGGCAUGCCUGGGUUCCCAGGUGAGGGUGCCACCCCACUUCCUGUUGACUUCUCCAAAGUCUCCACAGAGACCCAGGCCUUGCAGCCCGAAGGGCCUGGCACAGGGCACCUGGAGGAAGGGCAUGAGGCUGCCCCCGAGUUCACAUUCCACGUGGAAAUCAAAGCCAGUAUGCCGAAGGAGCGGGAUUUGGAAGGGGCUACAUUGGUGGGGGCCCCUGGAGAGGAGCAACAGGCCCAGGGCCCCUCUGUGGGAAAGGGCGCCAAAGAGGCUAGCCUUCUGGAACCAUCUGAGAAGCAACCCACAGCUGGCCUGCCAGGAAGGCCAGUCAGUCGGGUCCCUCAACUUAAAGCCCGAGUGGCCGGUGUAAGCAAAGACAGGACUGGAAACGAUGAGAAGAAAGCCAAGACAUCCACACCUUCCUGUGCUAAAACCCUGAGCAAUAGGCCCUGCCUAAGCCCCACACACCCCAGUCCUGGUAGCUCAGACCCUUUGAUCAAACCCUCCAGCCCUGCCGAGUGCCCUGAGCAAGCCACCUCUCCUAAACACGUCUCUUCUGUCACACCCCGAAAUGGCAGUCUUGGAACAAAGCAGAUGAAACUCAAGGGGACGGAUGGUAAAACUGGAACAAAGAUCGCUACACCUCGGGGAGCAGCCUCUCCAGGCCAGAAAGGCACAUCCAACGCCACCAGGAUCCCAGCCAAGACCACGCCCAGCCCAAAGACCCCUCCCGGCUCAGCUUCCAAGCAAGUGCAGAGAAAACUACCCCCCGCAGGGGCAAAAUCCGAGAGAGGAGAAACACCAAAAUCCGGAGAACGCAGCGGCUACAGCAGCCCUGGCUCCCCUGGGACCCCUGGCAGUCGCUCCCGCACCCCAUCCCUACCAACGCCGCCCACCCGGGAGCCCAAGAAGGUGGCAGUGGUCCGCACUCCCCCCAAGUCGCCAUCUGCCAGUAAGAGCCGCCUGCAGACUGCCCCUGUACCCAUGCCAGACCUGAAGAAUGUCAGGUCCAAGAUUGGCUCCACCGAGAAUCUGAAGCACCAGCCAGGAGGUGGGAAGGUGCAGAUAAUUAAUAAGAAGCUGGAUCUUAGCAACGUCCAGUCCAAGUGUGGCUCAAAGGACAAUAUCAAACACGUCCCGGGCGGCGGCAGUGUGCAAAUAGUCUACAAACCAGUGGACCUGAGCAAGGUGACCUCCAAGUGUGGCUCCUUAGGCAACAUCCAUCACAAACCAGGAGGUGGCCAGGUGGAAGUAAAGUCUGAGAAGCUGGACUUCAAGGACAGAGUCCAGUCGAAGAUUGGUUCCUUGGAUAAUAUCACCCAUGUCCCUGGAGGAGGGAAUAAGAAGAUUGAAACCCACAAGCUGACCUUCCGAGAGAAUGCCAAAGCCAAGACAGACCACGGAGCAGAAAUUGUGUACAAGUCACCUGUGGUGUCUGGGGACACAUCUCCUCGCCACCUCAGCAAUGUGUCCUCCACAGGCAGCAUCGACAUGGCGGACUCAACACAGCUUGCCACACUAGCCGAUGAAGUGUCCGCUUCCUUGGCCAAGCAGGGUUUGUGAUCAAGCCCCCGGGGUGGUCAGUAAUCGUGAAGAGAAGAGAGAGUGAGUGUGGGAAAAAAAUGAAUGAUCUGGCCCCUCGCCCUCUGCCCUCCCCGCUGCUCCUCACAGACCGGCUGACCAGCUUUGUCACCUAACAUGCUUUUGUGGCUCGGCUUUGGCUCGGGACUUCAAAAUCAGCGAUCGGAAUGAGUAAAUUUCAUCGUUCCAAAUUGA